AUCCUCGGUCGCCAUGAUGCAUCUCAAAACUAUAUAAAGAGUGUGCCGUGCUUCAAGAAUGUGUUAGUGCGCAAACGGUAUCGGUAUCGCGUUCGCAUCGCAGUAUAUAGGUAUUCGCAGUCCGCAAAGUAAUUUUUGCUCUCGCCUCUCGACGCAUCAGAGGAGAGGACAAUAAGGCUUGGUAGCGUAUAGUCGCCGUAUAAGUCGAAUUCGUAAUCUGUCGAUAAUAAAUACCUUAUCAGUACCUAUUCUAUUAUACCCUGGAUUUAUAGCGUUUUCUAUCAUAAUUGUGCUUCAGUCCCUGUAUCAGUAGUAAGGAAAAAUGGAGGGUUUCGCUCGAGCACCUGCACCUUUGUCUGAUACAAAACCAAUGGAUAAAACAUGGAAAAUGUGGAAACAAGAAUUUAUUAUUUUUCUCAAAGCAGCUGGUUUUGAUAAGAAAACAAACGAGGAAAAGGCAUUCUGCCUAAUGAAUCAAAUAGGAAGAGUAGGCUUGGCAGCAAUGCAGGAGAUGCAGUUAGAUGACGAAGAGGAAAAGGACUUUGACAUUUUGAUAAAUAAGUUUGAUGAAUACUUUGAUCCACCAAAGAGGGAAACUGAAGAACGUUUUAAAUUUUACACAAGAUCAAAGAAGAAUAAUGAGCCAAUUGAAGCUUAUAUUGCAGAUUUAAAAGAGAAAGCCAAAACAUGUAACUUUGGCGAUUUAACUGACAGCCUAGUUAGAGAUAUGGUGAUUCUAGAUAUAAAAGAUAAACAUCUUAGGAAAAUACUUUUUCAAGAAAAAGAAUUAGAUUUGCAAAAAUUGACUAUGCUGUACAAGCAAUUUGAACUGAGUACUGAAAAAAUGAAGGAAGUCACUAAAAAAGCAGCUGCUGAGAAGUCAGAGGCAAAACCUAAAGAUUCUAAUGCUACAUCAGCUGAUACUAAUAAGAAAACUAAAAAUGUUUGCUGGCGAUGUGGAACAUCUCAUCCUCCUGGAGCUUGUCCUGCCUUUAAAGUCACUUGUGAUAAAUGUAAUGAAAAGGGUCAUUUUACUCAAAGAUGUACUAAUAAAAAUCCAUCUGGCAAUGCUAACAGUCCCAACAAUGCAAACACACCUCAAAAAUCAAGCAAGAAUUAUGCAAAGAGUCCAUUUAAUCAAAUUGAAAAGAACAAAACAAAAAAUUGAAAGCAGCUUCACACUCAUCAUAGUGUUUAUUUAUUACUUAUAAAUUCAAGAAGCAUUAUAUUUCACGUUAUUACCAAUUUGAUCAAGAAUAGUUAAUUUCAAUAUAAUAAAUUCAAUGAAUACACGUUGUGUGUAAAGUUUUUCUUCUAAAUUAUUCAUGAAGUAUUGGAUGUACAAAUUUUUUAUUGAAUGUUAAUUUUACUAUGAUAUGAUGUAAUAAUAUGUAUACUUUUUUACUUUUAAAUUGUAAUUCAUCAUUAAUAAAAUUAAAUUUAUAGCUUA
Molecule: messenger RNA, 1450 nt
Organism: Nasonia vitripennis (jewel wasp)
Lineage: Eukaryota; Metazoa; Arthropoda; Insecta; Hymenoptera; Pteromalidae
Exons: 3
Coding region: 323-1168 (281 amino acids)
Source: RefSeq, a predicted model, not a curated record